Messenger RNA from Racocetra fulgida, 276 nucleotides. NCBI's taxonomy places the organism in Eukaryota, Fungi, Glomeromycota, Glomeromycetes, Diversisporales, Gigasporaceae. The record is from the annotation of a GenBank genome assembly.
AUGGGGAUUCAUAUUUAUAUUAUAUAUUUACUUUUUAGUGCAACGGAAUUUCAAACACUUUUGGAAAAAUAUCCACCUCAAGUUUCCUCUAGAGAAACCGCAUCUCAAUGGGCUUGCGCUAUUCAUAAUAUUGUCAAUGUACGUUUAGAGAAAGAAAUAUUCGAUUGUAGCCUAAUCGCUGAUAAAUACAAGUGCGGGUGCGAUGAUGAAAAAGCUAAUGAAAUAGAUGACUUUACUAUUGAUUCUACUGUGAAUCCUACUACUAUUCCUACAGAC